UCCAUUUGUUCUCUGCCGCCCUAUUUCUCCAUUACACCACAGGGAUUGGAACUUCCAAAACAUGGGUCCUUAAUUCGUACACUUUCUAUUUGCAACCCCUGCCGUGUAUUAUCUUUGAAUCACAAACCGUCGUUGAUGUGCUUCUAGUUAUCUCUCUUUCGAUUUUGUUCUAGGUUUUGAGAUGGUUUUGCCCAGAUUUGUUCGUCCCAAAGAAGGAGAUAGCGAGUCAAGCCCAAACCUUUAUGUGGCGAACUGUGGUCCUGCGGUGGGACUUUCAUACGAUACCAUCGCAUCUGUGUUUAGCUUCUUUGGGGAGGUUAAGGGAGUGUAUGCGGCUGAUGAAAGUGGUGCUCGUGUUAUCGUUUCUUUUCUUGAACCAGCCUCUGCUCACUCUGCUUUCAAUGCCUUGAAUGGCCGGCCUUGUCCUCAGCUCGGCGGCCGGUCUUUGCACAUCCGUCAUUCCAUUAUGCAACCACCAUCUUCCAGGGUCGAUGACUCUGUUCCAGUCUCGUUAAAAGCUCCGGAUUUAAAUAUUCCAGGACUCUACUUGUUCCAUGACUUCAUCAGUGCUAUGGAAGAGGAGGAAUUGCUUCGAGCAGUCGAUGCCGGAACUUGGAAAAGCCUUUCCAAAAGGAGGGUUCAGCACUAUGGAUAUGAGUUUUGUUACGAUACUAGGAAUGUUGAUGCAAAGCGGCAUUUGGGUGAGCUUCCAGCAUUUGUUUCCUUUAUACUCCAGAGGGUUUCAUUACUUCAAGACAUUCCUGAGAAAUUGGAUUUGGACCAAUUGACGGUUAAUGAAUACCCACCUGGGGUGGGCUUGUCCCCACACAUAGACACUCACUCCGCAUUUGAAGGAUUAAUUUUCAGCCUUUCACUAGCAGGGCCUUGCAUUAUGGAGUUUAGAAGAUAUACAGCAGGUUCAUGGGUUCCUAAAUCUGUCUCAGUAAGUGACUUGAAAGACGAAAAUCCUUAUGGUUGCUCAGAGCUUUCUAGGAAGGCUAUCUAUCUUUCUCCUCGGUCAAUGCUUCUUCUAUCCGGGGAAGCACGAUAUGCUUGGCAUCAUUACAUUCCACAUCAUAAGAUUGAUAAUGUGAACGAAACAAUGAUCAGAAGGGGGUCACGAAGAGUAUCUUUCACAUUUCGCAAGGUAAGAAGAGGACCUUGCCAAUGCGAAUUUCCCCAAUACUGCGACUCUCAACCCCAAAGAUAAGGGAUGAUGCUUUUGUUGUGUUAACGUUGAGAUAGGUAUGGCUAUGCAACAGAGUUGAUUUUGUACGAACGUUGUGCUGAGAGGAUUGAUUUUUUUGUCGCAAACUACAGGAGCUGAACCAUUAAGUAAAAACCA
Molecule: messenger RNA, 1345 nt
Organism: Hibiscus syriacus
Lineage: Eukaryota; Viridiplantae; Streptophyta; Magnoliopsida; Malvales; Malvaceae
Product: alkylated DNA repair protein ALKBH8 homolog
Exons: 7
Coding region: 182-1210 (342 amino acids)
Biological process (GO): oxidative demethylation
Molecular function (GO): demethylase activity; RNA binding; oxidoreductase activity
Source: RefSeq, a predicted model, not a curated record